Molecule: messenger RNA, 2048 nt
Organism: Lecanosticta acicola
Lineage: Eukaryota; Fungi; Ascomycota; Dothideomycetes; Mycosphaerellales; Mycosphaerellaceae
Source: the annotation of a GenBank genome assembly
AUGAUCAGCUCAUCCGCACAAGGAGACAUUGAGACGCAGGAAAUGGGCCUCAGUGUGAAACCGGACGAUGAUCAUCAUCACCAUCACUAUGGCGCGCGUGUUCGAGAAAGGCUGAGAAGCUUCCUCCAUCCAAACGGAAGGACGAUCCACGUUGCCGCAAGUCCCGAGGAGGCAGCCAGUCUGCGACGUAGGUUGGAACAGAUUCACAGCAAUGAGGACUUCGAUGUUUACAUCUCCGGUACACCUGAACAUUUGGAUGCGUUGAGGACUGCGCAGUCUCACCACGAAAAUCGUCGCGAGGAGCUAAGACAGCAACACCGAGAGGUCUACGCUCGCUUCGAAUCAGUGCGUCAUGAAAUCGAUGCCUUGGCGAACGAAUUGGACAGAGUCACGACUCACGGCGUAGCCCUGGAAGCUCAUUUCAACAGAUUCGGCUACUCGGUGCAUGUCAGGAGCUACGACGAUGAAAGUCCCAGUGUGUCCGGUGUCACGACGCCUCGAUCUUCCACUCACGGAAAGCAGGACUCGCCAUCGGAAAGAGGCUUUGCGACUUCAUUGAAACUCUUCAAGGUUCCUACUCUCCGGCAAUACUUCCACAAAGGUAUCCUGUGGCGAGCUUCGGGGGCAGACGAAGUACAGAGCUUCGAACUCUUCGUCGACUUGCUCUACGUGGGAAUACUGCAAAUUCAGGGCGACGCGACUUCAGAAGACCCUACUGGCCUCUCGUUGCUGCACUUCCUCAUCACGUUUUCUUUGUCAUACAAGAUCUGGAACGAUGUGAAUCUAUUCUCAUCCUGGUUCGAGACGGACGACAUUUUCCAGCGGAUAUCGGUCUUGUUCCUCCUGUUGUGCUUGUUCGGAUAUACAACAAACAUUGUGGAUGCAUUUGAGCACACCUACGCAACUCUCAUUGGCUUUUAUCUCACAGCUAGGCUGUUCAUGGCUUGUUACCUUGUCUUAGUGUGUUACUUCAUACCUAUGAUCCGAGGUAUCACAAUCUGGCAUAUUUGCAUGAGUCUAGUGAGCGCGGCUAUCUGGAUUGGAUCGAUUCACAUCGAAUGGCCUGCUCAGCUUGGGCUCAUAGCUACUGGAAUGUUUGUUGACAUCUUCGGCCCACUCGGCCAUCUAAUGCUACUUGUGGUCUCCGAGACUGUCGGUGGUAAAGCAAAGGAAUGGUUCGAGAGACAAUUCGAAGUGAUGCGUAAGUUGCAAUUGCGCAAAUUCAAGACGAAACGCUGAUUUCAGCAGCCGCCGUCAACAUCGAGCAUCGUACUGAGCGUACGAAUGCCUUCGUGUCGCUGGUGUUCGGCUACACCGUGGUCGCUUUGCUCUAUCAAAGCGCAAGAAACGGAAUCGACGCGUUCUUUGGCAAAGCCGUUCUAGGCCUCGUCCAGUGUUUUAUUUUCAACUGGACGUACUUCGAGAUCGACAGCUCGAACCUGCUCAUCCAUGCAAUUCGGAGACACAAAGCAUCCGCAUUCACUUGGACUUUUGUUCACCUGCCAUUCAUCAUGGCGUUCGUGCUUGGCGGAGGUGGCCUUGCGCGCUUGGUCGUAGCUAAUGACGCACCGAACAGCCAUUCGGAAUGGCUGACCGAGACCUAUCGAGAGCGCUCGGAGGACCACAUUCCUGACGGUAUCCGUUGGUUCUACUGCUGCGGCUUCGGGCUUGCCCUUAUAUCUAUGGCGAUUAUAUCGAUAUCGCACGUCCACAAGCAGAGCGAAGGGAUACGCUUGACAAAGAAGUUCCGCCUAAGUGCUCGUAUAGCAGUCGCGAUUGUUUUCAUCUGCUUGCCGUUGGUGCACGAUCUCAACUCGCUCCAGCUGGUUGGCAUCAUCACUGGCUUGAUGGUGUUACUGCUUGUUGGCGAGCUAUGGUCGGCCAGCAGCUGCCAUGAGAAACUCGUUGGCAGAGACAAAGUUUGUGAGUAUACUGGUCGCUGUUCGAAGGGUAUACUCAAGGAAAUGAUCAAGGGUGGUCGUGAAGUAGAUAUUGACGGACUGAUUACCGACAAGGAGAAAGAUGGUGGUCAUGUUGUUGGUCCAUGA